AUGCAUAACCAUUUGCUUCUUCUGCUUGUAGCUGGAGCUGGAGGUGACAAGCCAUUUGCCAAGGCCGGCCCAAGCCCUUUAUCUCGGGUUUUGAGAAUCAGUCAGCUGGAUGCUUUUGAACUGGAUGGUGCACUGGAACAGCUUGUUUGGUCACAGUUCACCCAAUGCUUCCAGCAUUUCAAGCCUGGGCUCUUAACCCCUGUGGAACCAGAACACAAGGCCCUUCUCAAACUCCUCCUGUGGAGGUUCACCAUCUUCUCUAACAGUGCCACCGUUGGCCAAUCACUGCUCAACAUCCGGCACAAAAACUCUCUGAUCCCAGGACAGAAGUAUCGACCCAUGAGCCGGCCACAAAAAUUCUAGUUUGUUCUGCUGACAGUCGUGAAAGAACGGUCACAUGGCUUGUUUCUCAACCACCCUGCAGAAUCCAAUGCCCACAAGGCCCGGAAGGUACUCAGCAUCUUGACAGGCCUUACCAAAGUGGCCAGUCUGGUCAACUUCCUACUGUUCCUCCAAAGAGGAACUUAUCCAACACUUAACGAAAGAUUGCUGGGAGUGCAGCCAGUGUUCAGUCGGCCCCAGGGACCACGAGACAUCAACUUCCAGUUCUUGAACUGGGAGCUGUUGUGGCAUGGCUUUGCCGAGUUCCUUAUCUUUCUGCUGCCUCUCAUAAACCUGUGGAAGCUAAAGGCCAGUGUUGCCACUCUGUUCUCCCCUCUGAACGAUCUCAGAGGAACGGAAGGUGUGGAGGAGACCUACUGCACAGAGUGCGCCAUCUGUGGGGAGUGGCCCACAAUGCCCCAUUCAGUCGGCUGCAGCCACGUGUUCUGCUACUACUGCCUCGAGAGCCACACGAUCGCUGACAUCUGCUUUACCUGCCCCAAAUGUGGUGCAGAAACUGGAACGAUAGAGCCAGUCAGGCUUCAUUUAGGAACAGAGUUGCAUCAGAGUUGA
Carassius carassius (crucian carp) is the source of this 954-nucleotide messenger RNA. Its product is annotated as peroxisome biogenesis factor 2-like. Gene Ontology annotation, biological process: protein import into peroxisome matrix. Gene Ontology annotation, cellular component: peroxisomal membrane. Lineage: Eukaryota; Metazoa; Chordata; Actinopteri; Cypriniformes; Cyprinidae. Gene Ontology annotation, molecular function: zinc ion binding. The record is from RefSeq and is a predicted model, not a curated record.